Messenger RNA from Cynara cardunculus var. scolymus (artichoke), 1484 nucleotides. Its product is annotated as UDP-glycosyltransferase 91D1-like. Gene Ontology annotation, molecular function: UDP-glycosyltransferase activity. The coding region runs from base 1 to 1440 and encodes 479 amino acids. The transcript has a single exon. The record is from RefSeq and is a predicted model, not a curated record. NCBI's taxonomy places the organism in Eukaryota, Viridiplantae, Streptophyta, Magnoliopsida, Asterales, Asteraceae.
AUGGCCAUCACCAGCUCUAAUGGUAGUAGUAAUAAACAGCUUCAUGUGGUCAUGUUCCCAUGGCUUGCUUUCGGCCACAUCAUCCCUUUCCUUGAACUUUCCAAAUUUGUAGCUGAAAAAGGUCACAGAGUCUCUUUUCUUUCCACCACUCGGAACAUCCAACGUGUCCAACCUUCCCACCAUCUCUCACCACUCAUAACAUUGGUUUCCCUCACACUUCCACCGGUUCACCACCUCCCUCCCAAUGCAGAGGCCACCAUGGACGUCCCAACCCAAGAUAUUCCACACCUCAAAAAGGCCUACGAUGGUCUUCAACACCAGCUCACUCGGUUUCUUGAGGAAGAAUCUCCAGAUUGGAUUAUCUAUGAUUUUGCUCCUUAUUGGUUGCCGCCGGUUGCCGCUGCCCUUGGCAUCUCACGAGCCUUCUUCUCGAUAAUCAAUGCCUGGUUCCUCGUAUUUACGGGAGGGUCGCUGGAGGACUUGAUAAAUGGUUCCGAUGAUCGCAAAACGGUGGAGGAUUUUACGAAGCCACCCAAGUGGGUUCCCUUCCCUUCGAAAGUUUGCUACAGAAAGCAUGAGGUCAACUGGAUGCUGGAUAGCAGCAGUUCUCUUAAUGCUUCUGAGGUUUCAGAUACAUAUCGUUGCGGAAUGAUCUAUCAGGGGUCCGAUUGUGUGUUUAUAAGACAUUGCAACGAAUUUGAACCCCAAUGGUUAACCCUUUUAGAGGAGUUUUACCACCUCCCGGUGAUCCCCGUGGGGUUAAUGCCACCGGCAACAGCCACCAACGUCGGAGAUGAGAAAGAUGACGCAUGGCUGACCAUCAAGAACUGGUUGGAUGGUCAAGAAAAAGGUCAAAUGGUGUACAUAGCAUUAGGGAGUGAGGUUAUGCUGAACAAAACCGAACUGGGUGAGUUAGCGCUGGGCCUGGAGCUUUCGGGGUUGCCAUUUUUUUGGGCUCUGAGAAAGCCAGCAGGUUCCACGGAGUCAGAAUCGUUGGAGUUUCUGGACGGGUUCAUAGAGCGAACCCGUAACCGUGGAAUGGUGUGGAAGAAGUGGGUGCCUCAGUUACAGAUACUGAGCCAUGUGUCGGUAGGCGGUUUCCUGACACACUGUGGAUGGGGAUCCAUUGUUGAAGGACUGACGUUUGGUCACCCUCUGAUAAUGCUUCCAUUUCUGGUGGACCAAGGUCCGAAUGCCAGAGUACUGGCUGAAAAACAAGUGGGAAUGGAGGUCCCAAGAGACGAUGAAGAUGGGUCGUUCACCAAGGAGGCAGUGGCGAAGUCAGUGAGGUUGGUGGUGGUGGAAGAUGAAGGGAAGAUGUACAAGGCAAAGGCAAUGGAGCUGAGUCGCAUAUUCGGCGAUACGAAGCUACAGAAAAAAUAUGCAGAUGAGUUCGUAGAGUAUUUGGAGAAGCAGAGGAGUACUUGCAUGGAUGGUUAAUAUGGGAGUAUCUUGUUUGUUCUUUCCAGUUCCAACUGUGUUUC